AAAUCCCCACAUCCCGAACGUUAAAACCGCCCUCUCCUCUGUUCCUCUUUUAAGUAUCUAUAUCCUCGACUUCGUAUAUAAACUUCCUCUUCCCGGCGAAUUCUAAACUUUUAUUUUUCCGAGAAAAUUCAAGAUUCCUGAGAAACAAACAGAAAGUUAGGGGGAGAGAGCUUGUGAUCGGAGCUCGUGAGAGAUAGAACGAUUUUUUUCGAUCAAUGGUGUAUUCUGUUGAAAGAGAAGAGAGAGUUAUGGCCAUGGGACAAGAGAGAUCAAAACCGCCGCUUCAUAAUUUUGAUCUUCCUUUCUUGAAGUGGGGGAAUCAAAGGCAUCUCCGUUGCAUGAAACUUCCCGACUCCAGUACCGCCGCCGCCGUUGUUCGGGACAACAAGAACGAGACCAGAGGAGGCAGGUUCCCAGUUGAGCGACACCGCAGCAGCAACCGAUCUCCACCGACGAAUUUUGGCAAUUAUGAUGCCCGGCGGUCCAAGGCUCCGAGAGAGAGAUUCGGCGGUGUGGAGGAAGGGAUUGAUGCAGUGAGGGAGAAGAUCAUGCUUGAUCUGAAAACGGCGGCGAAUAAGAUGAAAGACAAGAUUUUGAGGAAAGAAGUGUCCGAUGAUGAUAGUGAAGUCGAAGAGGAACAAUCUCUUCAAUCUCAGUCUCAAACUCCGCCAGGGGCCGUGGUUACGGCGGCUGAGGAAGCACCGGCGGAGCAGGAAGUGAGGCCGUGGAACCUGAGGACGAGGAGAGCGGCGAUUGGUGGAGGUGGGAAUCCAAUUUCAGGGAAAGUGAGUGGUAAUAACUGUUCGCCUUUGAGAAGCGACAGUGCUAAAUCGCCGAGAUUAAGAGGAGAUAAGAGGGAUAGAGAGGAAGAGGAGAAGGAGAGAGUGGCGUUUUCGGUGCCGUUAUCGAAGAAGGAGAUCGAAGAGGAUUUCAUGGCGAUGUUGGGCCAUAGACCUUCUCGUAGGCCUAAGAAACGGCCCAGGAUUGUGCAGAAGCAGAUGGAUGCUUUAUUUCCUGGUUUGUGGCUAUCGGAGGUUACUGUUGAUAAUUAUAAGGUGCCGGAGUUGCCGGAGAGCGGAAAGAGGUAGCAAUGCUAGUGGUGGUCUUUUGCGAGGUUCAAAUUUCAAGGCUUCUUUUGCUGACUACUCUGGGAACUUUAUGAACCUAGCAAGUGGUAUACAAGAGCAGCCUUCAUCCUUGUGACUUGGGGAUUUCAUAAUAGAGUUGAUACUCCUGGUGACUCAUUGAGAUGUUAGAUCAGUUGUUUUGAAAUGCUAAUAUUGUUUUCAUUAAUUAUAAUCUUUUCUGUCGGAAUAAUGUCCUGUAAAGAAAGGGUAGUUGGAUGUUCUAAAACGAAAGGAAUGCCUUGUUCUGUGAGCUCCUUUUUGUUGAGUACACUUACAAGUUGAUGAUAAUGAAUGGGAUUUUCAUAUUUUAA
This is a messenger RNA of Populus nigra (black poplar), 1438 nucleotides long. RefSeq lists its product as uncharacterized. The record is from RefSeq and is a predicted model, not a curated record. Bases 216 to 1088 code for a protein of 290 amino acids. NCBI's taxonomy places the organism in Eukaryota, Viridiplantae, Streptophyta, Magnoliopsida, Malpighiales, Salicaceae. The transcript is spliced from 3 exons.